AUGAAGUCUCUAAAAGUGCUGCUCUAUGAUUUCUAUUUUCUGCAGUCACAUCAGCUGGGGUGUUACUCGAAGUACCCAACUUUGGCUAAUACUACAUUGGAAGAUUGGGACACUAUAUUCAAUAUCAAUACAAGAGGAACCUUCUUAUGUUGUCGAGAGGCUGCUAAUCGGUUGACACGUAACGGCGGCGGUCGGAUUAUAACGGUAUCAUCGUCUGUGGUUGGUCGGAAUCCGCCGGGAUUUGGUGCAUAUGCUGCUUCAAAGGCUGCGGUGGAAACUAUGACAAAGAUUCUAGCUAAGGAACUUAAGGGUACAACAAUAACUGCAAACUCUGUGGCGCCUGGAGCUACAGCCACGGAUUUGUUUUUCACCGGAAGAAGUGAGGAG
Messenger RNA from Macadamia integrifolia, 387 nucleotides. Its product is annotated as short-chain type dehydrogenase/reductase-like. The transcript is spliced from 2 exons. Gene Ontology annotation, molecular function: oxidoreductase activity. Lineage: Eukaryota; Viridiplantae; Streptophyta; Magnoliopsida; Proteales; Proteaceae. The annotation marks the transcript as partial. The record is from RefSeq and is a predicted model, not a curated record.